GCUAGUGGUCGGCUGGUGAAAGUCCUUUCCACGGGACAGCAGCUGCAGAAUGCAGAAGCAACAAAGCCUCCAGACUUACUCCAGUGCGCCUUCAGAGCCGCUACUUGCAUCUUAGCGGAUCGGGAGAGGAACCAGAAAACUCGAGCGCAUCUUGGACAGGUUGUGCCAAAUCAGCUCGCUGCUGACGCUACAGGAGACCACAACAUGAAAAGCUACGACCUCGAUGUUGAAGUAGAAGCUAGGCAGCUACGAUUAGUCCUCCAAGAUGGUCAAAAUCUGUUAUUGAAUGGUCAUUUUGAUGCACAGCGUGUCAGCCAGGAGCGCGUUGACGGACUUUUCUGCUUUCGAAUUGUGCGUCCCCUGUAUGAGCAGUCGCUUGCCGGUAAGUCUCUAGAGCAGACGUCUGGAGGUUUUCGACCACUGCCACUUCCAGAAGGAAAUGCAAAAGUGCGUGCUCAACUGUCGAAAAUCGCAAUUGAGAACGAUAUUCCUCGAGGCAGAGAUGGAAGCAGAUUUCAAAACAGG
Amoebophrya sp. A25 is the source of this 525-nucleotide messenger RNA. The record is from the annotation of a GenBank genome assembly. NCBI's taxonomy places the organism in Eukaryota, Dinophyceae, Syndiniales, Amoebophryaceae.